AUGGAAAAAUCGUUGAUUAUAUCAAAUCUAGACCCCUUUACGACUGAGAACGAGAUCAGAAGAGAAAUAGGCGGUCCUGUACCAAUUCUUAGUAUUUAUCCUAUUGUUGAUACAUUUAUGAACACAGAAUAUUUCUUUCCAUUAUUUAUCAUACAGACAACACAAGAAGGUGUUAUGCAGGCAUUAAGUGGUGAGUCAAUUUACAAGAUUAGAGGCAAAAUUUUGCAAUUCACUCAAACAGAGCAAUUCAUCCAAAAUAAUUGUGGAAUUGUUCUCUUCGGCGAGACUAAAUAUACUACAUGCGAAGAUGUUUUACAUACGCUUAUUGAUUGCGAAAUCGACACAGUAGAACAUAUACAGACAACAUACGGAAAAUUGUUCUUUAUUAAUUUGAAGAAGAAGGACAUGAUUGAUGCAUUCCUUCUUGAAAAGCCAUGUUGUGAAAUUAACUCACGACUCUAUUAUUCUCAUAAAUUCCCAAUUUUACCUCAAAAUCACGUAGAUAAUUUUGAAGAAUCGAUUAGAGUUGAUAAUAUCAUCAACAAGACAAUCACAUUAGUUCACAAUCAUCAAGAAUAUACUGUUCCUUAUUACAUUGCUGCAUCAUGUUCUGAAUUAAUUCAAGAUGAAAUUAAAUUGGAUGUAAACGUAUCUAAGAUUGAUGUUGAAAACAUUGAAGGUCCAUUUGCAAGCGUUGUAGACAUUUUAUCAGGAAAAUCAGUUCAAAUUAAUGAAAAUCCAGUUUUCUUCUUCCAAAUGGGCGUUUGCUUAGGAAUUCAGUCACUCAUCGAUGCUACAGAGAGUUACUUCUACAAUACUCUUACUACUACCAUUAUAAUUCCUGCAAUUAAAUUGGGUUUGAAAUUUAAACGAGGAAUUCAAACUCUUUUGAGAUACGUACGAACACACUAUGAUGAACUCUCUUCCAAUGAGGAAUUCAAGUCUUUCGAACCAGAAUUACUUCAAUAUGCUCGGAUCGAAGAGGAACAGAGACAAUUCAUGACAAAGGAGCAGUUUGAUAGCGUUAUUACUGAUACUUCUAUCGAUUUGAAUGCACAAAGAGAGAAACUGAAGAGAUUAAUUACAUCUGGUAUUUAA
Molecule: messenger RNA, 1098 nt
Organism: Trichomonas vaginalis G3
Lineage: Eukaryota; Parabasalia; Trichomonadida; Trichomonadidae
Exons: 1
Coding region: 1-1098 (365 amino acids)
Source: RefSeq, a predicted model, not a curated record